AUUUACAAUACAACAAGUAGGGAGAGAGAACGAAAACACUUUCUGGCUCUGAUCCAUCUCCUAGUAUAUUAGUAGUAUCUCUUAUCUCUCCUUCUUUUCUCUCUCCCUCUCUCUUUCUCUCUUUUCUCUAUCCUUCAUCCUCUUCUUUGUAUCUUUAGCAACUCAACAAUCAAGAAGAUCAGAUCAAGGUGUGAGAAACCUAUCAAAAUCCACUGAUCAGUCAAUCUAUCAAUCAAUCAAAUCAAGGCCUUAAUAAGAAAAAAAAUUCAGGAAAAUCUAAAGGAUGUCGUCCUCAUCAGCUGCUUUUUCACCGGACCACCUAUCUCCCUCCGACCAGCUCUGUUACGUCCAUUGCAACUUUUGCGACACAGUUCUCGCUGUGAGUGUUCCGUGCACUAGCUUGUUCAAGACUGUCACGGUUCGAUGCGGCCACUGCACCAAUCUUUUGUCCGUCAACAUGCGUGGCUUGCUUCUUCCUGCAGCCAAUCAGCUUCACCUUGGCCAUUCUUUCUUUACCCCUCAGAAUCUGCUGGAGGAGAUCCGAAGUGCACCGCCGAACAUGCUGAUCAAUCAGCCAAACGCAAGUGACACGGUUAUGCCUGCUAUUCGAGGAGGAGUUGAGGAGAUCCCUAAACCUCCGGUGGUCAACAGACCUCCGGAGAAGAGACAGAGAGUCCCAUCUGCCUACAACCGCUUCAUCAAGGACGAAAUCCAACGCAUCAAAGCUGGGAAUCCUGAUAUAAGUCACAGAGAGGCCUUUAGUGCCGCUGCCAAGAAUUGGGCCCACUUUCCACACAUACAUUUCGGACUUAUGCCUGAUCAACCCGUGAAGAAAACUAACGUACGCCAACAGGAAGGAGAGGACGUGCUCAUGAAAGAUGGGUUCUUUGCUUCUACCAAUGUGGGUGUCACCCCCUACUGAACAAGUGAAACUGUUAGGGUUUCUUUGUUUCUUCCUCUCUGGUCCUUCCUACUGCUUUUAACUUGGUGUUAUUAGGUUGUCUUAUUAAGAUAUGUUCUCUUAGAAGACAGUUAGCCUUUCUUUUUUUCUAGCUUGUGUUAGGACUUACUAUAAUUAUGGGAACGGAAUUUGAUGUCUAGAAUUUCAAUGUUUGUGGAAACCCAACAUCUGGUCUACCACUAGAAAGAACUCUUAUGAAGAUGAAGCUUUCUUGCUGAUGAAUUUAUAUAGUUCUCAGACGGUUAGCCUUAUGUCAUAAUAGUUCCUUCCAAUGCUCAUGGCUAAUCCUAGCUUAAUAUCUUUCAAUUUCAACCUUUAA
Theobroma cacao (cacao) is the source of this 1280-nucleotide messenger RNA. It is a transcript of the gene AFO, whose product is annotated as Plant-specific transcription factor YABBY family protein. The record is from RefSeq and is a predicted model, not a curated record. Gene Ontology annotation, biological process: regulation of shoot apical meristem development; polarity specification of adaxial/abaxial axis; cell fate commitment. Lineage: Eukaryota; Viridiplantae; Streptophyta; Magnoliopsida; Malvales; Malvaceae. Gene Ontology annotation, cellular component: nucleus.